AUGCUCAAAGCUUUCGGCCAGCCGUUUCAUCGACUGAGGGUUCCAGCUCCAGAUUCUUUCAAGGGACAGACGGUAUUGGUUACCGGAUCGAAUACAGGGGUCGGACUUGAAUCCGCCCGCCAUGUUCUACGCAUGGGGGCCGCGAAGAUCAUUCUCGGUGUCAGGACUCUCGUGAAGGGAAAGGCGGCAAAGGAAGACCUAACUGCAUCAACGGGGACACGGCCUGAGAGCAUCGAGGUGUGGCAGGUCGAUUUGGAGUCGUUCGAGAGCGUCAAAAGCUUUGCGACACGGAUGAAGAGGUACAUCGAAGACGAGGACGGACAGCUGGAUACAGCCAUCCUGAAUGCCGGGAUGGCUUCGGGUCAAUGGAAUUUGACGUCUGACGGCUGGGAGAGGACACUUGAAGUCAACGGCUUGUCCACGGCGUUAUUGAGUCUCCGCUUGCUACCGUUGCUCGUCACGCAAUCAAAGAAGAGCGGGAAAACCCCCCACCUAGUCAUCGUGGCGAGCGAUAUGCACAUGUACGUCAAGUUCCCGGAGAAGCACGCAGACAACAUCUUGCAGAACCUGAAUGAUAAGGCACAAUGGGAGAAAUCUCAAGCCCUCGGCGGACCAGCGGAACGGUACGGCCUCACCAAGCUGCUGGACAUUUUCGUCACUAUUGAGCUGGCGAAGAUGAUGUCAGAAGACCACCAGGGCAAUCCUCCCGUCAUUGUCAACUGUGUCACACCGGGAUUCUGCAAAUCCGAACUCCUCACACGGGAGCCGGCGCCACUGAUUUUGAAGCUCCUCCAAUGGGCCACGGCACGAGACGUGAAAGAUGGCAGUAAAGCCCUCGUUGAUGCGGCUGUUCGAGGCGUCGAGACGCACGGGCAAUGGUUGGAGAAUCAGCACAUUACCGACCCUGGUGCAAACGUGACGAGUCAGGAAGCGAUCAGGACGAGGGAAAAGGUGUGGAAGGAGAUGCUCGAGGUCCUUCACAAGGUCGACAGAGAGGUUGCCAGGAUGUGA
Rhinocladiella mackenziei CBS 650.93 is the source of this 1011-nucleotide messenger RNA. RefSeq lists its product as uncharacterized. NCBI's taxonomy places the organism in Eukaryota, Fungi, Ascomycota, Eurotiomycetes, Chaetothyriales, Herpotrichiellaceae. The coding region runs from base 1 to 1011 and encodes 336 amino acids. The record is from RefSeq and is a predicted model, not a curated record. The transcript has 2 exons.